Hippocampus zosterae (dwarf seahorse) is the source of this 2264-nucleotide messenger RNA. RefSeq names its product FH2 domain-containing protein 1-like. Bases 183 to 2078 code for a protein of 631 amino acids. The record is from RefSeq and is a predicted model, not a curated record. The transcript has 12 exons. NCBI's taxonomy places the organism in Eukaryota, Metazoa, Chordata, Actinopteri, Syngnathiformes, Syngnathidae.
ACGCCACUUGGCCCUCCCACCGACGAGGAAUCCGAUUGGCCGGGACGAGUCGUACACCUGCGCGCUUCCCUCGCGGCAAACUUCAUCCCCGGCUUCCUUCCCCAAAUGACGGCGCCAUUCGGACGCGGUGGCCUGCUGCGUUUGUCAAAUAUUAAGCUCUGGCCUAACCGCGGAGGAAAGUGAUGGAGGCAGCGCAGAUCUCCUCGGCGCAACCUUUUCUUCCUCCUGCGCCGCCGCCGCCCCCUCCUACGCUUUCUCGUCUCCUGCCCCCGCCGCCCUCGUUGCAGCGGCGCUCCAUGAAAAAGCUCAACUGGGACACCAUCCCCAACCAGCGCGUGCUGGGCAAAGUCAACGUGUGGACGUCGGCGCUGCCCCCCAGAGAGCUGGUGCUGGACACCCACAGCAUGGACGAGCUCUUCGGCCACGUGGACCGCCGGGCCCAGAGCAGGGUCGGCUUCAGGAGACCACGCCGCGGCGACGGCGGCGACGGCGGCGCUGACUUCCGCCCGUCGCAGCCUCAGGUGAGCAUUCUGGACGCCAAGAAGAGCAUGAACAUCGGCAUCUUCCUCCGAUCUUCUAAGAGGCCGGCGGCGGAAAUGCUGGAGGACAUCGUCCGGGGCGAGUGGCGCGGCGGCGCCGACGGCGGCAAAUUGACGGAGCUGUGCAAGCUGCUGCCCGAGGAAAGCGAGGUGAAGCGGCUGCUGUCCUUCAGCGGGAACCCGGCGCUCUUAUCCGAGGCCGAUCGCUUCAUGGUGCAGCUGGUCAAGGUGCCGCGCUACGAGGAGCUGCUGAGGACCAUGCUCCUGCGCCAGGAGUUCUCGCCUAUCGUGGAGGAGGCGAGCAAGUCGCUGGCGGUCAUGAUCCAAGCGGCGAAUGAGCUGCUGGACUGCGACAAGCUUCACGCCGUCAUCCGCCUGGUGUUGAAAGCCGGCAAUUACAUGAACGCUGGCGGCUACAGCGCCGACGCCAUCGGCUUCAGGAUGACGUCGCUGCUCAAACUGGCUGACACCAAGGCCAACAAGCCGGCCGUCAACCUCCUCCACUAUGUCGCCAAGCAAGCGGAGGACAUUGACGCCGACCUGCUGACCUUUCCCAGCCAGCUGGAGCACAUCGGAACAGCGGCCAGAGUGUGCCAAGAGGACGUGCUGGCCGACUUGGAAAGACAAGAGAAGAAGCUCAAGGAGGUCAAACUGUGCGCCGGCAGACAUCCCCACCUCCACCGGCAGAUGGCGCCCUUCCUCCAGCGAUGCGACGACGAGCUUUGCCAGGUCAAGUCGUUGCUGCACGAGCUGGACGUGUUGAGUUUUGCCGUGGCAGAGUUCUUCUGCGAGGACCCUCAAAACUUCAAGCUGGAGGAAUGCUGCGCCAUCUUCCACUCCUUCGGCCGUCGCUUCGUCGCUGCCGUGCAGGAGAAUCGCGAGCGCGAGGCGGCCGAGCGGCGUCGUAAGAGCCGGGAGAGCGUCCGCCUGCCCGCCAAACGCGCCCCCGCGCCCCCGGCCCCGCGCUCCAGCCUGGAGUCGGCCUUGCACAGCUUCCUGUCCGCCCCCUCCAAGGGAGCCUCCGCCGGCAGGUCCCGGAGGAACUCCCGUUCCCCGGCGCCGCCGGAGCUUCCCCUUGAGAACCGGGAAGCGGCGCGGGAGAGUCCCGAGAAGAAAGACCCCAAGGACGGCGAGAAAAGUCCCUCCACCCCUCGGCCCAGAACCAGAGACGUUUUCUUCGCCGACAACGGCAAUGUGGGCUCGCCGUGGACCAUCCUGAGCCCGCUGACGUGCUCCCGGCGGCGGCGACGAGGCGUCUCGGACGACGGCGUGUGGGAAAGCGCAUCCGGAGGUCCUCGGGGCCGCUCAGCGUCGGCGGGCUGCGCGCGGCAGCCGACACCGCUGCCUGCCGCCGCCGCCUUCCGACUGGGGACUUUGUUCCAGAGGGGCGCCGCCCAACGCUCGUAUUCGUCCGGCGCCGAGCCGAACUGUGUCGGGAAUCCCGUCGGCUCUUUUGGCUUCGUUUCCUUCUUCAGACGCUUCGGAGGCAAAAGGGAGGCGGAGGAGCCCGGCCUGAGAGGGGGAGACACUUUUGUCUGAUUUCUUUUUUUUAAUAAAUAAAAUGUAAUUCCAAUUCUUGUAUUUGAAAUGGCGACUGGGAACUUGUCUUGGACAUUUUGGGAGUCAGUCAGCACUCGGAAAUGCCCUUUCUUUCAUAUUGCAUUUUGUUGAAGGUCCUCUUUUUCUGUCUCUGUGUACAAUAAAUGACACAUUGCUCCCUUUUUA